AUGACUAGUGCAGGGGGAGACAUCCUCGCUAGUGUUGUGACACCCCUGAAGGCGUGCGUCCACGCUACACUGGGCGUAGCUGUCAGUAGCAUUUGUGCCUUCCUUAACGAAGGUGCGUGUAGCGGCGUCACCAUACUGCCGUCACCGUGGCAGAGAGUGACAAGUGUUGAGCAAGGCCUCGCCUUCUCUUUUAACAUUAUUACUGCACAUAAUUAAGAAGUUGUACUAGUGUAGCAGUAAACGAGUAUUUACUACUCAUAAACUACAGUGUACCAUUGAGAGGUCUGCGGUGCGCCGGAGGGGUUCCGCUCAAGGGAGCUCCUCGGUGUACCACAGGGGUUCCAAAACUUGAACCUGUAGGGUAGUGAGAGAACCCGUGGCUUAAAAGAAGUCUGUGCGCUUACGUAAUAAACCCGUAUAAACAAACACAAAAAUCCACUGAGAUAUCUAAACCAAAGAGGUUUAAAGUAAGAAAUGUUUACCACUGAUAACCACCCAGAUUAGAAACCCCGCGAAAGGAGGAUAACCAGUUUAGAAACCCCCUUUAAUUGAAUAGUCCCCGGCUUAAUGAAUCCUCGUAUGUGAAGGACAGCCAGUUAAGAAAUCCCGAGAAAGGAGGUUACCCUCUUAAGAAAGCCUGGUAAUUGGAGGGCAGCCACUUAAGUCUGGGUGAGACGGGUGGGGUUGUGGUGUGCUCCGCUGGACGAGGACCAGAGCGAGCACCAUGUCACGCAGGAAGGCUUCAGUGAGCAGCCUGCUGGGGGACGUGUGCAGGAAGAUGACACGGAAGAUGACCAUCCAUGACCCGUCAGCCGUGGCCUCCCUCAUCAACACGCUGACGCUGCAGAACCCGGUGGUGCACACCCUCGCCGUCGGGGAGGCCGCCGAGCCCCGCGCCAGAGCCAGCUCCGUGCCUCCCUGCUUCAGGAAUGAUUCUGAACGCCGUCAGGACGAGGAGGAUAUGGCAGUGGUGAGGCGCCUCCACUAUCGCCAACACCACCAUUCAGGGGACACUUCGCCCCGCUCAGAGUACCUCUCCAGCGACGACGACGACGACGACGAUGACGAUGACGAUGACUUCGACGAGUACAUGGAAGAGUACCUCAGGGAGCAGUGUGAAGGAAAUAUUUGUCGAAAAUUUACAUAUACGUUACAUAUUGAAAAUCAGUUAAGAAAUUGACGAAGAAAAGUGAACAAUAUACCCAUGAAGGAAUUUGUAUAUUUGAGCUGAAGGAAAUGACAGGUUUUGUCAAGGAACUGUGAACGUGGUGUCAGGUUCGUGGCUUGAUCGUGUCACUCAGCGGAGUCUGGUUAAUGCUGCAGGUGUGUGCCACAGUACACAGGUGGAGCCAGGUGUCACUGGUGUGUGCCACUAGAGCAUCUAGUUACAGUGGUGUCUGUAGGAGGCUGCAGUUGGGUCCGUGGAAAGUACGUGAUGUCAGUGGAAAUUAGAGUAGUGUGUGUGGGGAGAUAUUGAGUGGUGUGUAGAGGUUCAGUGCUGUACCGGUAAGGGUGCAAGAGUGUGGGCGUGUGACAAGUUACGGCCAGUGAUGUGGCUCCCAAGAGAUGGAUAAACUAACCGACUUGGCACAACUGUUUUGAUGUGACUGUGCUUGAAGCCUCACGAUUCAUAAGAGCACGACGGGGCUGUGAAGGAUGUACUGGGGUCUGGUGUACAAGGACCUGUCGUUGUGUUCACUGAACUAUUACAGAAACACCAGAUUAGUUAAGCACAGUAUAAUGAGUCACGUGGUGAUGGUGGUGAGUAAGUAGUGAUGGUGUGUCACCUCGCUGCUCUGUCGGUCUUUAUUGCUCACCCCUCAGUGGCGUCCGUGCCGCGGAUGCAAGCAAACACGGCUAGAUACAAGCAGUUACACACGUGCGCUUGCAAGUACUGAGAUACACAAGUAAGCGCAGCCACACGCCGGACCGUACCGCCAUACACAGGAAUAUCCAGGUUCCACAGUUGCGGUCCAUCUGUCAACGUAUCUCCCCGCGUGACAUCAUCGCGCACAAUAAUGUGGUAGUUGUUGCUUUACAACCCUCGAGGAGAACUUGAGCGGCGACCAUGUGUGCAGACGGCGGAGCUGGGCGCGCCAGAGGCGGGUGGUGGGUGUAGAGGGGCGGUGGUGGUGCUGGCCCUGGUGGUGUUGGCCCUGGUGGUGCUGGCCCCGGUGGUGCUGGCCCUGGUGGUAACCGAGGACUACCGUGGCAGGACUCCUUGUCCUCUCAACUGACCAUAACUGUGGUUGUGGCGGCUCGGGUUGAGAUGCGGCAGCGACUCUCCAACGGGGUGGCGCUCAUCCCCCUCAACGAGCUCCAGGACUGCAGCAGGUACUCUGAUACAGACUAGGCGACCAGACAUCCCUACAACACUGUCCUCGGUACUGAUGGGGUCCCCGGAGAUGUAUAGCAGACUUAAGAUGCUGGGAACCUUGUGAAUCAACCUGCCGUGUCGCAAGUACCAGUGCCAGAAGUAGCCGUGUCGCAAGCAGCCGUGGCAGAAGUAGCCGUGGCAGAAGUAGCAGUGGCAGACGUAGCCGUGGCAGACGUAGCCGUGGCAGAAGUAGCAGUGGCAGACGUAGCAGUGGCAGACGUAGCAGUGGCAGACGUAGCAGUGGCAGACGUAGCAGUGGCAGAAGUAGCCGUGGCAGACGUAGCAGUGACAGAAGUAGCAGCAGCCGCCGCCGCAGCAAGGUGUAGUGGAAGAGAGCGAGGAGUGUGGUGUGAGAAGGGACGUCUGGCCUUCGAUGGCCUUGCUCGAAUUCCUCAUAAAUAGUGUUGGUAAGGCGGAGCGGCGGCGGUCUUGUUACAGAGCCCCGGGCACCAG
This is a messenger RNA of Procambarus clarkii (red swamp crayfish), 2830 nucleotides long. NCBI's taxonomy places the organism in Eukaryota, Metazoa, Arthropoda, Malacostraca, Decapoda, Cambaridae. The record is from RefSeq and is a predicted model, not a curated record.